This is a messenger RNA of Electrophorus electricus (electric eel), 1611 nucleotides long. NCBI's taxonomy places the organism in Eukaryota, Metazoa, Chordata, Actinopteri, Gymnotiformes, Gymnotidae. The record is from RefSeq and is a predicted model, not a curated record.
UAUACUGCUGUGACAAACCUUGACUACUCACUGACACAUUUUUUGUUUCCUGAAACUUUUUCCUGCUCAGAAAUUAUUAAAAGGAGAGAGAGAAAGAGAAAUGAGAGAAUCAAAGACUUGAAUGAUUGCACACGUCUUAUGAAGAAUCAUCUCUCCUUGAAGGUAUUCUCUGAACAUCUCUCAACAUCUCUGUUCUCUAAAGUGUACUCUCGACAUCUCCUCUCCCUGAGUAUAUUCUCAGAAGAGCUUCUCUACUGGACUGGACAAUCUGUGGUGUGGAAAUGAAGAACUCCCUGACACAGCUGCUCUGCAAGUACCUAGCUGAGCGACGUCUUUACCAAAGUCGUUUGGUCACCAAAGAUGGCCACUGCAACAUCGAAUACUGCAGUGUGAGAUCCACCAGUUUCUUUGCCUAUGCUCUUGACCUAUGGACUACUUUUAUGGAGAUCCGUUGGCGUUUUGUUAUUGUUCUCUUCGUGGGCUCCUUCACUCUAAGUUGGUUCAUUUUUGCACUCUGCUGGUACUGGAUCGCUCAUAACAAUGGGGAACUGUCCUGGCAAGUCCAACCAGCAAACACCUUGAAAUGCUUCAAUAAUGUCACUGACCUGACCAGCGCUUUCCUCUUCUCCAUGGAAACGCAAACAACGGUGGGCUACGGCGGACGAGACAUCACCGCAAAUUGCCCUGUUUCUGUUGCUCUAGUCAUCAUUCAGGCUCUGGUGGGAUCAAUUAUUAACUGCUUCUGGUGUGGACUGGUUAUGGCCAAAAUCACCCUGCCCAAGAGAAGAGCCAAGACCAUCACCUUUAGCAAAAUGGCUGUCAUCUGCCCUAAAAAUGACACCCUCUGCCUGCAGAUACAAGUGGCCAACCUACGCAAAACCCUGAUGAUCGGGAGUCAGGUCUACGGCAAGCUGAUUAGGACACUAAUCUCACCUGAAGGCAAGACAGUCAUCCUGGAUCAGGUUCAUAUUGACUUCACAGUGGAUGCUGGGAAGGACAGCCUGUUCUUUAUAUGCCCUUUGACCCUCUAUCAUGUGAUUGACAAAACAAGUCCAUUUUCUGAGUUCUCUGUGGACACUCUGCACCAGCAGGAGUUUGAGCUGGUGGUGUUCCUGGACGGGACAGCCGAAUCCACCAGCUCUUCCUGCCAGGUCAGGACUUCCUACAUCCCUAAGGAGAUCAUGUGGGGCUACCAGUUCCUCCCCACCAUCUCUCGCAACAAAGAGGGCAAAUAUCGCGUGAACUUCUCCAACUUUGACAAGGUCGAGCCCCUAACGACAACCAACAGUGCUGAAUACUCCAACAGUGAGAAAUUAAAUAUUCAACUCUCCAAACAUGGCAUUGAUAAUCAGGGUUUUGAAGAUAUCAACAUUGGUGACUCUGUCACUCAAACGAAAAUGUGAUGAUACACGCACACGGACACAUUCAGCAUGGUUGUCUACUACACGUAAAUCAACACGUCUUUAUUUCUUUAAGCAGUUCAUGCAUAAUCCUCUCCAUACAAAUCCACAUCUCAGCCUAAGUGCCGGGAAAAGCACUGCCGGGCCAUGACAUCUGAGACAUGUACAUGGUCUUAAGACUAGUAAAGGUUGGAUUUUUGCAUUUUCUGAU